Molecule: messenger RNA, 2922 nt
Organism: Archocentrus centrarchus (flier cichlid)
Lineage: Eukaryota; Metazoa; Chordata; Actinopteri; Cichliformes; Cichlidae
Product: interferon regulatory factor 4-like
Exons: 9
Coding region: 134-1474 (446 amino acids)
Biological process (GO): immune system process; regulation of transcription by RNA polymerase II
Cellular component (GO): nucleus
Molecular function (GO): protein binding; RNA polymerase II cis-regulatory region sequence-specific DNA binding; DNA-binding transcription factor activity, RNA polymerase II-specific
Source: RefSeq, a predicted model, not a curated record
GGCUGGGGUGGAUUUAAGCGGGCCCGCCGGAAUGAUGAGGACUUUCUGACCUUGACUGAUAUCAAAACUCGACGGGUUUCAAGUUUCACAGGAGCAGACCGUGGAGUUGUACCGUGCGUCUUUUUGGUCAGAGAUGAACCCCGAGGUGGAUUACGGAGGCUCCGGGAGCAGCGGGAACGGCAAGCUGCGCCAGUGGCUCAUCGAGCAGGUGGACUGCGGGAAGUAUCCCGGUCUGGUUUGGGAGAACGACGAAAAGUCCAUCUUCAGGAUACCGUGGAAACACGCCGGGAAACAGGACUACAACCGGGAUGAGGAUGCCGCGCUUUUUAAGGCCUGGGCGCUGUUUAAAGGCAAGUUUCGGGAGGGGAUCGACAAACCGGACCCGCCGACCUGGAAGACGCGCCUGCGCUGCGCCCUCAACAAGAGCAAUGACUUUGAAGAACUGGUGGAAAGGAGCCAGCUGGACAUCUCGGAUCCCUACAAAGUUUACCGCAUCAUCCCCGAGGGCGCCAAGAAAAGACCCAGACAGGAGGACAGUCCUCUGAGUCCAGCGAGCUUUCAGAUGCAUUCCUCCUACCCCGCUGUGUCCCAGAUGCCACAAUACAUGGGGAGUUCAGAAUGCGGCUGGAGAGAUUACUGUCAGGAGCAGGCCUCUCUGCCUGAGCUGCCUUUUUCCCAGUGUCCCUGUCCUUCCCGCAGUCUGCCAUGGCAGAACUCGUCCAUGGAAAAUGGAUACCAGCUCAGAGCCUCUAUUUACUCAUACGGUCCAGCUGAGAGUCAGCCCUCGCCUUUCUCACUGGACGCCAGCAUCAGAUCAGCAGAGGCACUUUCAGACUUCCGUCUGCACGUGUCUGUAUAUUACCGGGACACUCUGGUGAGGGAGGUGACCACUUCCACUCCGGAAGGCUGCCACAUCACUCCGUGCACCCCGGAGAAGCACUAUCUGACGCCUGGAGGUCAGGAGGUGGUGCCCCUGCCUGUGGAGAGCCUCUCACCUCAGAGGAGGCCAGACGAGUGUCCUCCGAGUCCAUCGGCCAGCCUAGAGAGGGGAGUGCUGCUGUGGAUGCGAGCAGACGGACUCUACGCCCGUAGGCUGUGCCCGAGCAGGGUGUACUGGCAGGGAGGCCCGUCGCCGUACGGAGACAAACCCAACAAGCUGGAGAGAGACGUCACCUGUAAACUGCUCCACACACAGGACUACCUCACAGAGUUUCAGAGCUAUGGCCGGCCACCGUCCCGUUUCCAGGUCCUCCUGAAUUUCGGAGACGAGUGUCUGGACCCGCAGAGACAAAGACGGACCCUCACUGUCCAGGUGGAGCCUCUGUUCACCAGGCAGCUCCUGUACUACGCCCAGCAGCCGGGCGGCCACUACUACCGCAGCUACGAGCAUCCGGGAGUCACGGAGCACAUUAGCGCCUCCGAGGACUACCAGAGGGCCAUCCCACAUCACCACAGCAGCAGCCUGCAGGAGUGAACUGUGCGGGUUUAAGUGACUGUUGGAAAAGUCGUGAUGACAUUUUACACGGCAGGCGAGAAAAAUCUGAGACGAGGACAAAGUGGACAGUGGUAUACAAGACGGACAUUAAGUCAGCAACCGUCUGCCCUGUGUGGUUUUUGUAUCUGUGUGUCUUAAGUCAAAAAUACAGUGUUAUAUUUUUCUUUUCCUUGUUGUGUUUUUUAGGGCACAAUGAGUGUUUCCAUGCUUACUCAUAGAAAGUAUAAAAGGUGAACGUAGCUACUGUGAUGUCAUCCACUGGAUUCUGAUGUCCCAUUUUGAAGCUUUGAGAUGAGGGUUUGCUCACUGACUUGUCAAUCAUGAGUUGUUAGCCAAUGAGCAAACCAUUUUGAAACAUAUAUGAUGAAGAUUUUAAAAAAAUAGAUCACAAUUUUUAUUCAUUGUGACCUGGGUUUAAAGUAUUUACUGCAUUGGCUUCGUUUUUCUGACCUGGCAGCUAUGGCUGUAUUUUAUUUUAUUUUUUUAUAUUAUUUUUUUUACUGUCUAUGUGCUUACUAUGCAAAAGAAACUGACAGCUGAGCUGAUUGUACUAUAGGAAACUGUGAGCAAAAAAAAAGUGCCUUAAAAAAAUAGUCCCAUGUUUAGGAAAAUGUACUUAACCACUUUUUGUGCCAGGGGUUGCAUUACAAACUCAAUGCCUUUAACGAACCAAUCAAAUCCAGGCAGUGGCUAGUAGCUGGUGAGCUAAGCUUAGCCUAGCUUAGCUUAGUGUAAGGACUACAAAAAAAAAACAGAAAAAGAGCCUGAAACCAACCAAAAGUACCUUCUGAUACUUUCUAAAGCAAACCAGCAAACAUGUUUUAUCAUUUUUAGUCUGAAUUAAAACUGAACUGUAUCAGCUACUCAUCUUUUUGUUUGGGACCGCUAAUGUCCGCCAGCUGUAGAGGGUCAACAUUUAACUCUGCUGUAAAACUGGAAAUUGACAAACACUGAUGAGAUAUUACAUUCAAAUUAGUAAGAACCCAAUUUUAUAUUUGGACAGAACCGUGAAGGCAUUUCAGGACUUUGUGCUAAGUUAAGUUAAGCUAAGCUGAGCUAAACCAGGCUAAGCUAAGGAGCUACCGGCUCCAGCUGGUUUAUUUGUGUGCCUGGUAUCACUCAUCUUAUCUGGUUAUCUGCAAGAAAGUGAAGAAAAAAAAAUAGAAUAAAAAAAAAAUUUUUUUUCUUUGUAAAUACUUUUCUGUUAGGAGACACUAUCACCCUCAUGUAGUAAAUUAUGAAUGGAGUCUAAUGCCUGGCUGUGUGGGUGUGUCACUGUGUGUGUGCGUGCGUGCAUGGGUGUGAGAGAAAGAAACUCAGGGAGCUGAUUUUAGAUAAGCUUUUUUAACUCAAUUUUGUAUCAAAUAGUUAUGUUAAAUGUAAAUGUCACACAGCAGAUCUGAGAAAGAGUUCAGCUUGAAGUUUGA